Nakaseomyces glabratus is the source of this 633-nucleotide messenger RNA. RefSeq names its product PIR5 (gene PIR5). The record is from RefSeq and is a predicted model, not a curated record. Gene Ontology annotation, cellular component: fungal-type cell wall. Gene Ontology annotation, biological process: fungal-type cell wall organization. Lineage: Eukaryota; Fungi; Ascomycota; Saccharomycetes; Saccharomycetales; Saccharomycetaceae. Gene Ontology annotation, molecular function: structural constituent of cell wall.
AUGCAAUUCAACAAGAUUUCACUAUUGGCUAUGGCCUCUGCCGCUUCCGCUGCCACCACUUCCCCAACCACCACUGAAACUAAGCCAACCACUACCAAGUUCUUCACCCCAGGUGACAACUUCUCUACUUUCGCUCCAAACGCCACUUUCUCUGGUGCCGCCGUCAACUUCACAUCUACUUUCGGUAUCGCCGUCCAAUCCAUCGACUCUAAGUCCGUCGUCUCAAAGUCCCUAGUGUCAACUUCCACGACAUCUACUUUGGCCCCAUCCUCUUCUACUUCUUCUGCCGCUUCUUCCACCACUUCUUCUCCAAACAUCACCAUCGUCAACAAGUCCUGUAAGGCUGACGGUACUUUGGUCAUGGAGCUAGAGAACGGUAUCCUAAGAGACGGUAAGGGUAGAAUCGGUUCCAUUGUCUCCAACAGACAAUUCCAAUUCGAUGGUCCACCACCACAAGCUGGUGCCAUCUACGCCGCCGGCUGGUCCGUCACUCCAGAGGGUAACUUGGCCCUAGGUGACUCCGAUGUCUUCUACCAAUGUUCUUCCGGUAACUUCUACAACUUGUACGACGAAUACAUCGCUGAACAAUGUCACCCAAUCCACUUGGAAGUCUUGUCCUUGGUUGACUGUUAA